AUGGCUCGUGGACCGAAGAAGCAUCUUAAGCGUCUAGCGGCACCAAAGCAUUGGAUGCUUGACAAACUCGGAGGAGUUUUCGCUGUUCGACCAAGGAGUGGACCUCAUAAGCUUCGAGAAUGUUUGCCUCUCAACCUCUUCCUUCGCAAUCGUCUGAAGUACGCCUUGAACUAUUCCGAGGUGAAGAAGAUUAUGCGUCAGCGUGUUGUGAAGGUUGAUGGAAAGAUCCGCACCGACCACAAGUUCCCCGCCGGAUUUAUGGAUGUGAUUAGCAUUGAGCGAACCAAUGA
Messenger RNA from Cooperia oncophora, 290 nucleotides. The record is from the annotation of a GenBank genome assembly. NCBI's taxonomy places the organism in Eukaryota, Metazoa, Nematoda, Chromadorea, Rhabditida, Trichostrongylidae.